Molecule: messenger RNA, 2053 nt
Organism: Lathyrus oleraceus (garden pea)
Lineage: Eukaryota; Viridiplantae; Streptophyta; Magnoliopsida; Fabales; Fabaceae
Exons: 4
Coding region: 173-1672 (499 amino acids)
Source: RefSeq, a predicted model, not a curated record
GGCCACCUAUUGCACUUUAGCGACUAAUAAAUCUUUAUUGUGUAGUAUGCUUAAACGACAGCGUUUUAAAGCAAUGUUCUAAUCCCCAGUUUUCAUUCGGCUGAAGUAACACAAAAACCACUGAAGUUUUGUUUGCUCCGCACUUGGCGAUUCAAUUUUGUUAAUCUUCCCAAUGAGAGGAAGCAUCGGAGUAAGGCUUCAAAAUUCCAACAUUUCCAAUGCCACAAGAAAAACCCUAGUUUCAUUUUCUACAUCUUCCGGUUUCGGCGGCGGCGGUGAUGGCCGUGGCGGUGGCCGUGGUCGAGGAGGCUCUUUCUCUGGCCCGCCACAGUUUAACUUCAACGAAAAAGCUCCGGGUAACCCUAACCCUAACUCCAGCGAAUCGAAAUCUGACACAACAGAUUCACCAAUUCCUCCUGGUUCUGGCCGUGGCCAUGGUCGUGGUGGAACAGUUCCUCCUCCAACAGGUUUUCCUUCUUUUUCCUCAUUUAUGUCUUCCAUUCAACAACCUAGUAUAGGUCGUGGUCGAGGUUUUGGUCCAUUACCACCUCAAUCUGAAAAUGAUAAGCAGCAAGAACAACAACCUGAUUCUGUACCUAAGAAACCCGUUUUCUUCAGAAGAGAGGAUAAUGUUUCUCAGACAGAAACAAAUGAAGUAUUGCCUCACAAAAAACCCAUUUUUACUAGAACGGAGGAUGUUAAACCAAUAGAUUUAUCUGGUGAUAAUGAGAGUGAUAGUAUGUUCUCAAUGAGCUUGUCAGGGGUGUUGCCUGGAACUGGGAGGGGGAAGCCCGUGGAAGAGGCGGGUCGAGAAGCUCCUCAAGUUACAGUAGAGAAUAGGCAUAUCCGCAGUCGUCGAACUACUGGUGAUGCUGCUUCUGAGAAUGUUCCUAAGAGACAGCCAAUGCUAAGCCAGAAUGAUGGUGAUGGAAGUGGUAGUGGAAGAGGAAGAGAACCUAGGGAGAGAGGUGGGUUUGUUCGUGGCCGAGGUAGAGGACGUGGUAGAGGAAGAGGUGUUGGAAGGGGAGGCUUUAGGGGGGCGGGUGCAGAUGAUAGGAUGGGUCAGAUUCAAGAUUCAGCGCGUUCCAAUGCUGCUGGGCUAUACACGGGAGAUAAUGCAGAUGGUGAAAAAUUAGCUCAGAAGGUUGGGCCUGAGAUAAUGAAUCAGUUGACGGAAGAGUUCGAGGAGAUUGUUAGUAGAGUUCUACCCUCUCCGUUGGAAGAUGAAUAUGUGGAAGCAUUAGACAUUAAUUGCGCUAUUGAGUUUGAGCCGGAAUAUAUUAUGGAGUUUGAUAGCAAUCCAGAUAUUGAUGAGAAAGAACCAAUUCCACUUCGGGAUGCACUAGAGAAAAUGAAACCAUUCUUGAUGAAAUACGAGGGGAUUAAAAGUCAAGAAGAGUGGGAGGAAAUAAUGGAAGAGACAAUGGAACGAGUUCCAUUAUUGAAAAAGAUUGUUGAUCACUACAGCGGACCUGAUAGAGUAACCGCAAAGAAGCAAACAGAAGAGUUAGAGAGAGUUGCUAAAACUCUUCCUGGAAGUGCGCCAUCUUCUGUGAAGGAUUUCACUAACCGAGCUGUUAUCUCUCUUCAGAGCAACCCAGGCUGGGGAUUUGACAAGAAAUGCCAAUUCAUGGAUAAGCUAGUUUUUGAAGUGUCUCAGCAUCACAAAUAAUCUAAUAAGUCUUUCAAGAUUAAACAUGGUGGGUUUCAUAGUAUACAAUUUUAUUUACUCGUGGACAAGUCAUGCUUUCUUUCAUUUGUUUUUGAUUAAAGAAACUGCUAUAACUCUUGUAAUAAUAUGAAUGAUAGCUAUCUUGUAGCAUUGAUGCGAGAAUUUUCCAUUUUGUUUUAGAUUCUUGGCUAUAAAGAUAGAGCCCUGUCUGUAAAGUUAGAGCUUGCCUGUUUUAGUUUUUCCUAUAAUAAUAGACAGAAGAUGCAAUAAUAGACAGAAGAUGCAGAGGAGAAGAAAUGGGGUGAUGCACACAUUGAAUGCUUUUAAUGUUGGCAUGUAUUUCUUUGCUCUUAUAAUAUGAGUUGACUAUUCUUUCUAUUA